AUGGCAGAGAGAGUCCUAACAAAGAAUUUUAUUUUGGGUAAAACUCGUCUUGAUAACGUUGCGAACGUCAAGAAUUUAAAUUUUUGGGGUCAGGAAUUGCAAGAUGUUUCCGUGAUUGAGGAAAUGCCCAACGUCGAGGUUGUUUCGUUGAGCGUCAACAACAUCAACACCUUGAAACCUUUUGAGCACUGCUACAAAUUAAGAGAACUGUAUUUGAGGAAGAACAAAAUUGCACAUUUAUCAGAAAUUCAUUUUCUGAAAGACUUGAAAGCUUUGAGAGUACUUUGGUUGGCGGGUAAUCCAUGUGCUGAUUGUGAAAAUUAUCGUCUUAAGGUUAUUGCUUAUUUAGACGGAUUGACAAAGCUUGAUGAUGAUGACAUUUCUCCUGAGGAACGCGAAUUGUCAAAGCAAUUCCAAGGCAUGGACUUUGCCACGGACGCGCCUAGAAGAUCUCCCUCACCUAAAGUUAAAUCAAAAUCGCCUCCAAAGAUUGCCAAAAACGAGGAAGAAGAGCAAGCCAUGGUUACCAAACCUCGUCACAAACUAGCCAGAACGCCCCCAAAAAAAGAUGUACCAAAGCUCAACGACCCUAUCGCAGUAACUGAGAGUGCCAACGUUGUCAGCAACAGGAGAUUACACAAUGACAAUACUCCAGUUGGAGGUGGAAAUGUCUCGAGAAAUGAAUCACCAAUUGCACAAAGAGAAAGUCCUGUCUCUAAUGCAGUUCUUGUGCAACAACCUUCGAAAUCUGUUCCUUCUCCUCAGCCUUCUCCCGUUGAGAGUGAUUUUGUUGUCCAUGCAAAGCAAGAAGUUCAGAAAAAUCAACAGCAAGAAGAAUAUGAAGAAGAAGAGCCUUCGGUGGUUGUAAAAAGAGACGCAACCAGACAACCACACGACCCUUAUGUACGAAUGCAACGUGAAGGGCACGGUAACAAUUCACCUCCUCCACAACAGGAAUCGAACAAAAGACAUGCCCCUCAACAGCAACAUAUAAGUGUUCAACAAUCGUAUCAAGGUUUACCUCAGCACUAUCAACAACAACAGCAGCAUUAUAUGGAACAGCCCCAACUUCAUCAAGCUCAUCGACAACAUUCAGGAAGAGACAUGGGUGGAUAUAAUCAAAAUUAUCAACACCAAAACCUUGACUAUGGCACUCAUCAACGAGUGUAUGAAGAUAAUCCAAAUACUUAUUUGGACAAUGCAAUGGGUCACAAUAAUUAUUCUCACCCAAUGAACUCGAGAGUCAGCACAGCUCAACAAGGACAACGCUCUAGAUGGGAAGUGUCUCAAGUCUCGAAUAUUCCUUACUUUCCUUCUUCUGGAGCAGACAACUAUCCUCCACAACAGCCAUCGCGGGUAUCUCGAUACAAUCAGCAGCAGGGUUAUCAAAAAUCGCAACCUCUUCAACUUCCACAGGUAAAUAGGAACACGUUGCUUAAUGUCGUUCUUGAUUUAGUGAAUGAGUUAGACCCAGAAAGAUUGAUUGUAGUGAGGCAAGAAAUUGACAAAAUUCUAAUGAAUCAAUAA
Naegleria lovaniensis is the source of this 1527-nucleotide messenger RNA. RefSeq lists its product as uncharacterized. The record is from RefSeq and is a predicted model, not a curated record. Lineage: Eukaryota; Heterolobosea; Eutetramitea; Acrasida; Naegleriidae. Gene Ontology annotation, molecular function: protein binding. The coding region runs from base 1 to 1527 and encodes 508 amino acids. The transcript is spliced from 3 exons.